Messenger RNA from Aspergillus vadensis CBS 113365, 477 nucleotides. RefSeq lists its product as uncharacterized. The record is from RefSeq and is a predicted model, not a curated record. The transcript has 4 exons. Lineage: Eukaryota; Fungi; Ascomycota; Eurotiomycetes; Eurotiales; Aspergillaceae. Bases 1 to 477 code for a protein of 158 amino acids.
AUGUCGUCUGAAAUUCCAGAUAUUCCUGAACUGAAGCGUGCCGUGGAAAGCGGCCAGCGCAUUGGCCCAGAUGAUGUCUCUGCUUUGGCGCCGAACGAGAGCAAAUUGACCGGUGGUGGGCCGAUCAGGGGUGGAGCAGCAGGUGUGUUCAUAGGUCUAGACGUUCAGAUGAAUUUCGAUAAGAAACUGGAGGCUUUCUUGCGGAAGCCACAGAGCUACAUAACACAGGAGGAUGCUCGAGAACUUCACACAGAGGAGGGUCGCGCCUUCAACAAGCCACCUGGUCCUGGGUCUGUCUCCGCGCAGAUUCGAUCGAUAGCAGACCGUAACGAGGCCCUUGGGGUCCCUGCUAUGCCGGGAGAGGUACCAGUGUACAUUACGACGGAUGAAGCGAGGGAGGCUCAGCAUGCUGAAUCGACAAUAUAUGGCGGACAAAAUCCACGCGUUGGGAUCGCGGCACAGAUGCAUUUAGUCUAG